Messenger RNA from Populus trichocarpa (black cottonwood), 1592 nucleotides. RefSeq names its product chlorophyll synthase, chloroplastic. The transcript has 15 exons. Gene Ontology annotation, molecular function: chlorophyll synthetase activity. Gene Ontology annotation, cellular component: membrane. Lineage: Eukaryota; Viridiplantae; Streptophyta; Magnoliopsida; Malpighiales; Salicaceae. The record is from RefSeq and is a predicted model, not a curated record. Gene Ontology annotation, biological process: chlorophyll biosynthetic process. The coding region runs from base 229 to 1347 and encodes 372 amino acids.
GAUUCUUUGGUCGAAACAAGAUAGGGUCCCGAUCAAGCUCAGAAGUCAAGGAAUUAAAAAUCACCACAUCACAGACAGACUCACUUGAACUACAACCAACAACACUGUAACCAAACUCCCUCCCUGUUCUUCUUUCCUUGAAUCAGAGUAUUCUCUUUAUCAGCAAAAAACUAAUCGCACCCACUUCACUUCUCUCAAAGUUAGCCAGCUUUUGUCAUCUUCUGGAAAAUGGCCUCCGUGCUUAACUCUGCUUUGUCCUUGAAUUUAUCCAAUUUUAAAAGUAAACGAGUUCGAACUCACUCACUCGUCUCUCCGCUUUCUCUUCCUCUAACAAGGCGGAGAGUUACGAUAAGAGCAGCAGAUACGGAUACAAAUGAAGUGAAACCUCAGGCGCCGGUUAGUGGUGGUGCUGGUGGUUCCAGCUUUAACCAGCUUCUUGGAAUUAAAGGAGCUGCUCAAGAAACUAAUAAAUGGAAGAUUCGUCUUCAACUUACAAAACCUGUUACUUGGCCUCCAUUGGUUUGGGGAGUAGUUUGUGGAGCUGCUGCAUCAGGAAACUUUAACUGGACUUUGGAGGAUGUUGCUAAAUCAAUUGUUUGCAUGCUUAUGUCUGGCCCAUUUCUUACUGGCUACACACAGACGAUUAAUGAUUACUAUGACCGAGAGAUCGAUGCAAUUAAUGAGCCUUAUCGUCCAAUUCCAUCAGGGGCUAUUUCUGAGAAUGAGGUUAUUACCCAACUCUGGGUGCUGCUUCUGGGAGGCCUUGGCUUGGCUGGUUUAUUGGAUGUGUGGGCAGGGCAUGACUUUCCGGUAGUUUUUUACCUUGCUUUGGGUGGAUCCUUGCUGUCAUACAUAUACUCCGCUCCUCCUUUGAAGCUAAAACAAAAUGGAUGGAUUGGGAAUUUCGCCCUUGGAGCAAGUUAUAUCAGUUUGCCAUGGUGGGCUGGUCAAGCUUUGUUUGGGACCCUUACACCUGACAUAAUUGUCCUGACACUCUUGUACAGCAUAGCUGGGCUUGGUAUUGCUAUUGUAAACGACUUUAAAAGCAUUGAAGGAGAUCGGGCACUUGGGCUUCAGUCACUACCGGUAGCUUUUGGUGCUGAAACUGCAAAAUGGAUUUGUGUUGGUGCUAUUGACAUAACUCAGUUAUCUAUAGCUGGUUAUUUGCUAGCAGAUGGUAAACCCUACUAUGCUUUAGCCCUAGUCGGUUUGAUAAUCCCACAAAUUGUUUUCCAGUUUCAAUACUUCCUGAAGGACCCUGUGAAGUACGAUGUUAAAUAUCAGGCCAGCGCUCAACCUUUUCUUGUGCUUGGUCUGUUGGUGACUGCUUUGGCAACUAGUCACUAAUUCUCUUAAAUGAGACAAUCGCCGCGGUGACUCUGGGUGAAGAUAAAGCUGCGGAGGUGAACUAGCAAAUAGGCUCGCUCUUGCUGCAAAAUGAUGUCAAGCAAGCACGAUAGAUUUCCUUAUGAUCCGCUGUAUGUAAAAUAAUCGAUGGCCUUUGCUUAGCCCUGUAAAAAAAGCCAGCAUGUCAUUAUCCAAGGCAUGGCUCCUUCGCACAAGAAUAGGACUGUUCAUCUAUUGUUUCCUCA